AAGAUAUUCUUAUUCCAAAAAGAUCAAAACGAGGCUUCAGCCAGCGGAACGGAAGGCCGCGUCAGCUGUCAGUGGAAACCGGUGAGUUCUGAGAUUUCAGAAAUGAAAAAAAUUUAGGACUGAAAGGACCGGCUUCAACCGUCGAUAGUCGCCAUGGCCCCCAAGGUUCUCAUGGUUGCAGAGAAGCCUAGCAUCGCCCUAGCUAUUGCUUCCGCGCUCUCCCAUGGUCAAAUGUUUACAAGGAAAAGCAGUACAGAUGUCCAUGAAUUUGAUGGAAUAUUCAUGGGACUUCACGCUCAUUGUAAAGUGACAUCCGUCAUUGGUCAUGUUUUCAGUGUAGAUUUUCCGGCAACAUAUCAAGAUUGGACAAUCACGGAUCCCCUUGAUCUUUUUGGAGCUCCGAUUGUUAAGGCAGAAUCAAACCCAAAGGCUCAUAUUUCUAGGCAUUUAAAUCAAGAAGCUCGUGGUUGUGGUCAUUUAGUAUUAUGGUUGGAUUGUGAUCGUGAAGGGGAAAAUAUAUGUUUUGAAGUGAUUGAGUGUACUGGCUUUCAUCUAAGAGAGGCUAGAAAAAUGGUUUAUCGUGCUCGAUUUUCAUCUGUUACUGAGAAAGACAUUUUGAAGGCCAUGGACAACCUUGUAGAACCAAACAGAGAUGAGGCAUUGGCUGUAGAUGCUCGCCAAGAGAUAGAUUUGAAAGUUGGAGUCGCAUUUACACGAUUUCAGACUAGUUAUUUCCAAGGAAAAUAUGGGAAUCUUGAUUCUAGAGUCAUCUCCUAUGGACCAUGUCAAACUCCAACUCUUGGUUUUUGUGUCCAACGGUACCUGCAAAUUACUACUUUUAAGCCAGAAACAUUUUGGGCUUUACGUCCUUAUAUCAUACACAAUGGCUAUGAACUUCAGUUGGAAUGGGAACGUGGCAAGGUGUUUGACUUAGAUGUUGCUGUGAUGUUCCAAAAAUUGGUACUAGAGGAUGGGAUUGUAGAAGUAACUAAUGUAUCUGAGAAAGAAGAAAGCAAAACUCGCCCUUCUGGCCUUAACACGGUGAAUCUUCUGAAGGUUGCUUCAAGUGCAUUAGGCUUUGGACCUCAAAUGGCUAUGCAACUAGCUGAACGGUUGUAUACUCAGGGCUUUAUCAGCUACCCACGUACAGAGAGCACGGCGUACCCUUCUUCAUUUGAUUUUAGAGGCACGCUUGGAGUGCAGGUAAAUAAUCCGACAUGGGGCAGUUAUGUGCAGAAGCUCCUGACUGAUGGAUAUCUUAAGCCACGAGUAGGAACAGAUGCUGGUGACCACCCUCCUAUAACUCCAAUGCGGUUCGCAACUGAGGAUAUGCUAGGCAAUGAUGCUUGGAGGCUCUAUCAAUACGUCUGUCAACACUUUAUAGGGACUGUGUCUCCUGAUUGCAAGUAUAUAAGGACAUGGGUGGAGUUUUCAAUUUGUGGAGAGUUCUUCCAUUGCAUGGGGCAGCUUGUUACUGUCAAAGGAUUUACAUCUAUUAUGCCCUGGUUGGCAGUAAAUGAAAAAAAUCUUCCUCGGUUAACAAGAGGGGAGAAAAUAAAAGUUUCAAAAGUUGAGCUGUAUGAGGGGAAUACCUCACCUCCAGAUUAUCUUAGUGAGAGCGAGCUGAUAUCCCUGAUGGAAAAGAAUGGAAUAGGCACAGAUGCAUCCAUUUCUGUACAUAUUAACAACAUUUGUGAGCGCAACUUUGUUCAGGUACAAGCUGGCAGGAAGUUGGCUCCGACAGCUUUGGGUAUUAGCCUAAUAAGAGGUUAUCAACUUAUUGAUCCGGAUCUCUGUUUGCCAGAUAUUCGCAGCUUCAUUGAGCACCAGAUUACUCUAGUUGCCAAGGGUCAAGCAAAUCAUUCAUGUGUUGUGCAGCAUGUACUAAAACAGUUUCAGCAGAAGUACAGUUAUUUUGUGAAACAGAUUGAGAAUAUGGAUGCAUUAUUUGAAGCACAAUUUUCCCCGCUUGCUGAUUCUGGACGUGUACUUAGCAAAUGUGGCAAAUGCUUGCGUUACAUGAAGUACAUUGCCCCUCAGCCAUCACGCCUAUACUGUGGUACAUGUGAAGAAGUCUAUUAUCUUCCACAGAAGGGCACUAUCAAGCUGUACAAAGAACUCACUUGCCCAUUGGACAACUUCGAACUUUUAAUCUUCUCCAUGCCUGGUCCAGAAGGCAAGUCAUUCCCUCUAUGUCCAUACUGCUACAACAGUCCUCCAUUUGAAGGUAUAGACAGUCUCUUUGGUGCUUCUAAGAUCAAUAGCUCUGGCAAGGUGGGAAAAGGAGUCGGCAUGCCAUGCUUCCUUUGCCCGCACCCUACAUGCCCACAUUCUUCAAUAGCUCAAGGAGUAUGUGCCUGCCCAGAAUGCACUGGAACGCUUGUUCUAGACCCAGUAAGUGCUCCCAAGUGGAGACUUUAUUGCAAUAUGUGCAAUUGCCUGGUCUUCCUUCCUGAAGGUGCUCAUCGGAUUUCCACAACCCGGGAACAGUGUCCUGAGUGUGAUUCUACAAUCAUAGAAGUGGACUUCAAUAAGAAAACAACACCGUUGAAGGAUGGUAAUACCUGGCACGCGGGCUGUAUUCUUUGCGAUGAGCUACUUCAUUCGCUUGUGGAGAUGAAGCAUGGAAAAUCGUUCAAACGAAUGGGGAUGAGAGGAAGGGGAAGAGGAGCCCGCAGGGGAGGAUAUAGGGGAAGAGGAAGGAGUAGUGGAAAACGGGAUGACCCUAAAAUGAGUUUCCGAAAUUUCUGAACUGUAUUGUUGAAAUUGCCCAAUUUGGAAUUUGAAAUCACCGAACUUGUUACCAAGCGAGUAGCAGCGCUAUUUGAUUUCUUUUGAAAAAACAUUUAUUUUCCUUCAAAAAAAAAAAAAAAUAGUUUGGUAGUGUGGAUACAAUACUCAACAUAAGUACCUAAAUAUUUUUUUAUAAUUAGUACUUAUUUGUUAAGACGUUUCAAUGGGGAGUUUUAAGACUUACAUUUUUUCAAGGAAAAGUUUUUAACCUUCCCCUGGCAUAAAAUAUUUUAUUUUUUAAAGAAAAAUCAGAUGAUGCGGGAACUCACUUAUGGUGGGAUUGUGGGAGGGGUAAUUGCCAUUGUCUUCUAAAUAGGCGUCCACAGCCAUAAGUCUACUUGCUUUGCGAGGAUGGGGGAGCAUCACAAUGUACAUAAUUUUAUAUAGAGAGAUUGUUUCCUCGGAAUCAAACUCGGGAUCAACCAAAACUACCUCAUUGUUAAUUAAAUUUUGUCCUCCUAAUUGCUCUAAAUAUAGAUAUAUAUGGCAUGCAUGAUUUAAGAUUA
Messenger RNA from Malania oleifera, 3299 nucleotides. RefSeq names its product DNA topoisomerase 3-beta. Gene Ontology annotation, cellular component: nucleus. The record is from RefSeq and is a predicted model, not a curated record. The transcript is spliced from 15 exons. Gene Ontology annotation, biological process: DNA topological change. NCBI's taxonomy places the organism in Eukaryota, Viridiplantae, Streptophyta, Magnoliopsida, Santalales, Ximeniaceae. The coding region runs from base 154 to 2751 and encodes 865 amino acids. Gene Ontology annotation, molecular function: DNA topoisomerase type I (single strand cut, ATP-independent) activity; DNA binding.